Candidozyma auris is the source of this 912-nucleotide messenger RNA. RefSeq names its product protein-transporting protein BCP1. Gene Ontology annotation, cellular component: nucleus. The coding region runs from base 1 to 912 and encodes 303 amino acids. The record is from RefSeq and is a predicted model, not a curated record. NCBI's taxonomy places the organism in Eukaryota, Fungi, Ascomycota, Pichiomycetes, Serinales, Metschnikowiaceae. The transcript has a single exon.
AUGAGCAAAAGAAGAAACGACGAGGACUCAGAUAUCAACGUUAGCUCUACAGACGAGUCGGACAAUUCCGACGUGGAGUCUCAAAAGGACCAGGACGAGGAGAUGGAAGAGGUGGUGAAUGUUGACUUUGACUACUUUGACUUAAAUCCUGAUGUUGACUUCCAUGCGACAAAAACGUUUCUUCGUCAGCUCUUUGGAGACGAUGCCACUAAAUUUGACAUUUCCUCGUUGGCAGACUUGAUUCUAACGAAAAACUCUGUGGGCACCACGAUCAAGACCGAGGGUAAGGAAGGUGACCCAUUUGCACUUCUUUCAGUGAUCAACGUUACAGACAAUACCGAUAAGCCAUGUAUAAAAGCAGUAGUGGACUAUUUGUUGGAAAAGACGAAGGGAGACAACGAGUUCAAUUUGAUCUUGAAGAAAUUGCUUGUGCCGCAGAAAACAACCAAGGACCAGACCAAGCAACUAAAAGUUGGCUGGAUCGUCAGUGAGCGGAUGAUCAACAUGCCUGUGGAGGUUGUCCCUCCCAUGUACAAGAUGCUUACGGAAGAAAUGGCGAAAGCUGAAGACGCUCAUGAGAAGUACGAGUUCGACUACUUCUUGAUCGUCUCCAAGAUCUACAAGAUGGUGAGCCCGACCGCCAAUGAAGACGAGGAGAGCGGGACGAAGAAAAAGAAGAAGGGGGGUGCUGAAGUUGAAGAGUUCGACUACUUCCACUACGAGGACAUUGUGUUGGAGGAGAACGCCAAAUACCACAAUCACUAUAAGUACACCAACCACUUGCAGGAGACCGAUCUGAGGAGAGUGUUUACUGAGUAUGGCAUUGACCCACGGUUAAGUGUGCUAUUAUUGGACAAGAAGGGGUUGACCAAGUCAAUUCCGGAAAUGGCAGAGAAGUUCCCACCUUUUUAG